Molecule: messenger RNA, 5170 nt
Organism: Hyposmocoma kahamanoa
Lineage: Eukaryota; Metazoa; Arthropoda; Insecta; Lepidoptera; Cosmopterigidae
Product: DNA-binding protein Ikaros
Exons: 7
Coding region: 272-1717 (481 amino acids)
Biological process (GO): regulation of transcription by RNA polymerase II
Molecular function (GO): DNA-binding transcription factor activity; RNA polymerase II cis-regulatory region sequence-specific DNA binding
Source: RefSeq, a predicted model, not a curated record
GAUAAAAACUUUAUAAUUUCAUUAGAAAUACAUUGCAAAACUCAAGAAAAAGUGAUUAAACCACUAAUAUGUCCAUUUAGUGAUAGUUCUUAGCGAAGUUCUACUUAUUUAUGCAUUUACAGUUAUACGCGUAACACGUAUUUUGUGCAUCGAGUUCUCUGAGCAUUGAAUUAGGCCACAUAGCGAUCUCUCCCUAAAAUACCGCUGUUCUGGCUGUCGACGUAUCAACUAACUGGCGGGAGAUGUGCAGAGCGUGUGACCUGGUAAUGUGAUGUCAUCAAAAGGGGAAACCGAGGCCGACUCCGGCACCGUGUCGCCGAAUUCUGUAGUCGUCAAAAAUGAACCGAUUGCAACAGCCAGUAAAGAGACUCCAAAAAGAGGCAGUGGUACACUGUUAAAAUGCACGACGUGCAACAGCUUUAGCACUCUAAGCAGCCGCGCAUUAACCACACACAUGGCGCAGUGCUCACCCGACAAUAACAAUGUGGCGGCGGCGCAGAACGCGGACGCGCGCCCGCACAGGAAACUGUUCGAGUGCGACGUCUGCAACAUGAAGUUCUCCAACGGCGCCAACAUGCGUCGCCACAAGAUGCGACACACCGGAGUAAAGCCCUACGAAUGUCGCGUUUGCCAAAAAAGGUUCUUCAGAAAAGACCACUUGGCCGAGCACUUCACCACCCACACCAAGAGCCUGCCGUACCAUUGCCCUAUUUGCAACCGAGGUUUCCAACGCCAGAUCGCAAUGCGCGCACACUUCCAAAACGAGCACGUCGGCCAACACGACCUCGUCAAAACUUGCCCCUUGUGCAGCUAUCGCGCCCCGACCAUGAAGAGUUUGCGAGUACACUUCUUCAAUAGACACGGUAUCGACCUAGAUAACCCGGGACCAAGCAAUAAUUCUGUGUCGCUGCUCGCCGCCGGCAUAGCUAACGCGGCUUACGCUGAUGGCACCAUGGAUCCUAAUACCAUAAACGCCCUAGGUGCCUUAGGCUCUGGUCUGUCCGUGUCCGUAGCGGCCGCGUAUUCCGAUAGCGGGGACAGCAACGGAGCCAGAUCCGUGGAUAACGCCACACCGCCGAUGCACUAUCUGACUCCACACGUAGAGAUAUCAAUGGCUGACAACAACGAGACUUUUUCUCCGGGUCAGGCCAAUCAUCUUGGGAACAAUUCAGAUUCGCGCAUGAACGGCGAGGGUCCAAGUUCGCCGCAGUCGGGCGACAGCGCCGUGGCCAGCAGCUCGCUGUCCGCCGGCCUCCCCACCAACAUCACUCCCUCCAUCACUCUCAUACCCAUAAAACAGGAACCCAACGCUCAAGAGGAAUCGGGCGCGGGGGGCGAGGGCGAGGCGAACGGCGGCGACAAGCGCGGCGUCUCCUCAAGUCUCUCGUCGCUGAUCAAAGUGUCGCCGCUGAAAAGCCUGCUGCGGGAAGACCUGCGCCGGCGCAUUUCUGCUCGCGGUCGCGCUCGGGGCUCGAACGCCUCCCGCGCGUCCCCGUCGGAAGGCGGCGUGAUCACGUCGACGCACGGCGACGCCGCGCUGCUGCCGUCCUCGCUGGUAUGCACGUUCUGCUCCAUAACGUUCCCCGACUCCACCCUGUACUUCCUGCACAAAGGCUGCCACUGCGACUCCAACCCUUGGAAAUGCAACAUCUGCGGCGAGCAGUGCUGCAACGUGUACGAGUUCAACUCCCACCUACUGAGCAAGAGCCACCAAUGACUGCUUGCUGGGGGGCCGUUUGAUCACUGACUUUGUGUUCCAUGAUGCACUUUCUCAUUACGUGUGCAUAGUACGUAAGCACUUCGAAAGACAUUUAUACACUUCUUUAGUUGUACCUUUUCCGUCUUCGAUCUUCUUUGUCGUAUAUCUUCUGUGUGCGUGUGGUAUAUUUUGUGCUGUCCGUGUCUCGCACGAGGUUAGGCAGAAGUGCUUCGAACAUGCUACGCUGAACGUCCCCCCGAAGCUGUUUUAUUUUUAAAAAGUGCAAAUUACGUCAAGGUAUAUUUUAGUGGUUAAAAUAGUUAAUUGCGUGAAGAUAUUUAUAUGGAUAUUCUAGUACUUAAACGAAAAUGGGUAUGAGAUAAAUAAUAUAUGAAUUAAUAUGACGGGAGAUUAACGCUCGGUACGAACGUUUGAAAUUAAGCUGAAGGCAUUGUAAAUCAGCAGAAAUUAUUUUUACAUUCCAAAUUGUGACGUAUGCAUUCCAUAUUGUAAGAUUUGUCAAAAAUGUUCAAGUCUUUGGUGGGGAAUGAAGUGACUACCUACUUAAACGUUGACUUAAAAGUUAUUUUAUUUAUUAUUUCGUUAUGUGGUACUUGACAGUACUGUGCGUGAUCUAUAUUAAAUCGAAAUUUAUAUAGUAUUUUGGUGCGAUAGAAAAUUCUACAAAGUUUAUAUAAAAUCUAUCGUAAAGAGUGUACAAAUUAUUAUAUUUUUACAUUUUGCUGUUGACAAGACGAUGAAAAGGCAAAGCCUGAUAUCUCCGUGAUUAUUUAAUUGAUUGUGAUCGUGUACAGACAGGAAUUAUAAAUUCUACAUUCCGUUAUUUAUGUGUUCUUUUAUAUGCAUGUAAUGCAAGUCCACGACUUAUACUUAUGUACAAGUGAAACUUAUUUGUUAUUAUUUAUUAUUUAAAAAACUACGAUGUACUUAAAAGCACCAUUAUUUUCUGGAUUUCACGUUUCAUUAACAUUGGAUUGUAGAUUUUUGUAUAUAAAUAAGCCCUUCCGUAGAACCCUUUGCUCAAUAUUCAAUUAGGCUCAGUUUGCGAGCCCGAGCCAGCUAGAUAAUCUCGCACAAAAGCAUAAUACUGUUUUUUUUCACCUUCAGUCGCUCUGUAGUUUGAGAAGAUGCGUGUGCUUAUGUUGGUGCAAUUAUUAAUUUUGGUUCAGUAUAUUUACUAUCACUUAGGUAUAUUUACAACAAGUACUUAUUAAAAUAUAUAGUUAUUUUCUAUUUCUAAGAGGAUAGAAGUGCUCAACCACACGGUAUAGAAAGGUUAUUGAAAAUUAUAUAAAAAAUCUGUGGUAUAUUAAUUUCCUUGUGUGCUGAUUAUGUUUACGGAGACAGUUGAAAACUGUAUUAUAGUUUAUUAUUAUUUUAUUAAGAAGCUACUGACUUAACGCAUUCCUUCGUCUGCCCCCAUUAUGUUUUGAAAAAGAGAAAAGAAAUCCUGAGAUUUACAUUCCUUUAGCUCUUAAGUACUUAAUAUCGGUUGUGGUCUUGCCUGUUAAGUUUACGAAAGUUUUCUUAGAUGGAACUGAAAUUAUGUUUACCAACGAAGUUAUGUAUUGUUUUUGUACGAGGCCACCAACUUAUCUGGCUACAUGGUAGGUGUCGCUAAUGUCGCUAGCUAAAAUGUAACUGACAGUCCAUUUGACGUUCUGAAACGUAGUAACGUUAGUUCCUUUUACUGCCACGGGGCGGAUAAGUUGGCGGCGUUGUAAUACGGCCAUCGGCGCGCGGUAGCUUCAAGCGCGGACGCCGCGUAGUAGUGAGUUACCUAAAACGAGCAACACGUAUUUAUUUAUAGAGAUUCUUAUAUUUAUUUUGUUUCACUGUUGGUUAUGUACAAUAGGACUGUUGCUUAUGUCCUUUGGUGUCUACCGCCGCGCCGUAAUCGUAGUUGUUUAAGCUUAGAUAAUCUAAGAGCUAUUAAUCAUUAAUCGGUAACCCCGUUGGGCGCCUUUACCUAAUCCGUCCAUAUCUAACGAUAGAUAUUGCCUUUAAUAUUUAAUAGAGUAAUAUAUUUUAUAGAUUUUAGAUAUAGUUAAGAAAAGAUCUUAAGUAUAAAAUGUUUACAGAGUUGAAGAGGUUUAAAAAUGUAGUUAACUAUUUAUCAUUUAAAUAAAUGGAUAAUGUUGUAAUGCCGGACGGAUCGAAAAGUGUUCCUAGACCAAUGUGCGAAGAAAUCGGGGAGUGCAGUUUGAUUUGUUCGCAUUACAAAUGAUGUUGUUGAUUGUUGCGAUGUAAAUGUUUUAUUUCUCGUGUGGUAGAAUCACACUUACUUGAAAGUAUUGAUCGUUGUUCAGAUCAGUGAAUGUAACAUAGCGUCGAUCAUGUAUCUGAUAUUAUUACAGUAUUUUUAAAAUAAUGAUUCUUAAUGUAUUGAUUUUAAAGACCAUACUCGUUUAGCUACCUUGUACGUUUGGGCAUAAAAAUUAAUAUUUCUUCAGGAAAAAUAUUAUAAGCGCCGAAAACUUUAAGGAUUUUCUUUACAACACAGGAAGGUUUGUUUGAAAUCACCUAUAAGUGUAAAGACUGCAUGCUAUUUUUCAAUCCGACCCAUGGAAUAUAAGUACUGUAUUUUUGCGAUCAAAGUAAACUUAUCAUAUGUUUACAAAGUAGCAAGUAGUUUCCUAUAAGGUCUACAACAAUGUCAUGUAGGUCGAAGAACUGAGAAACUACAGGAACACACAUUCUUUACAUUCAAAGUUCUUUUCGUUUUUCUUUCACAUUUUCAAAUUUGCUAUGUGGCCAUCUUUUUCAUCAUCAUAAUAAACCUAAAAAACCAAUUGAUUUGUUCAUAUUUUUAAGAUAUUCUGGCGCUUAUUAUGUUUCUCUCAAUCUUUAUUAAGACAGCAAUGGAUACAGAUUUUUCAGUGUUGUUACGACUCUGAUGUUUUUAGAAAGCAACACCUUUUUACUCACCGUUUGAAAUCGACACUCUAUCAACAGACGUGCUUUAGUAUAGCGAUCCUCACCUUUAUACCAAAACACAGCUUACCAACAUUUUAAUGUCGUUUAUAAGUUUGUUAUCGAUGUAAUUUUAAGAUAGAAAAAUAACAUGGUUGAAAACAAGUAUUGUAACUAGACAGAUGAUAACAUCGUUGAUAUUUUGCUGUUACAUUGAUUACGUUGUCAAUAUUAAGAGAUAAAUUAAUAUUUUACUAAUAUAUAAAGGGUAAUAUUUAUGAGGAACCAGUUUUGAACUAAUGAGUGAUAGUAUACUUAUAUCAAAUUAGAAGAUUGUGCCUUAGAUCAGUUAUAUGAAAUACAUACAAACAUUUUUGAUGUUUGUUUGGUAUCGUUUUUAGAUGUGUGCAUUUAAAAACUAUUGUCACAUAUAAUAAUGAAAAGUUAUAUUUACACGGAAAUUAAAUACAGCAUUAAAACAAUGUUAAUUAAUUUUAUAUAGAGGAAAAUGUUUGCAAUAUGGCUGUUUUGCUUGUU